ACAUUAGCUAUUGUAUUAAUAAAAAUAGCAUCAAAGAAUUCUUGGAGAAAAAUAAGUGCAGUAAUCUUUCAAGUUCAAUUGCAUGUAAAGAAAUGAUUUGUAAUUCCACGCGAGAAGAAAAUCAUAUCGAAAGCCUGUGUUUAGCGUAAUCUUUUAUGUCCGUCUGUGAAGUUGUACAUCUCGCAUCGUCACGAUAUCAUAACUUCGUUCAAUCAGAACCCCGAGACAACUGUCAAUUAUUCAUUCGCCAGGCUCAAUCAUCGAUAUUUCAAUCCGCAAAAUUGCUGGUAUAGCGCUGAAAACUUUCUCCGUAGUAAAAGUUUAUUUUAGGUAUAAUCACAAGAUGCACGCUGUCUACGCUCGCAUCGCGCAGAUGCAAAAAUCCUAUAGACUUCUCGCAAAUCCCAUCACAUCGGCGCUCACUUAUGUUCGCAAGCUAGCCGUUUCAAUUAUCUCCGAAAGUGAAAAAAAGAGGCUCGCGAUUCUACCGUACUUUGCCGCAACCCGAUCGUUUCGACGCAGUCGAGAUCGAAAUUCGUAUCGGUUCAAUUUUCAUCCGUCGUCGAUUUUUAACUCUUAAUUAGAAUGGCAUCGGGCAAAUCGUUCGCGAGUGUUAUCGGCGUGAAUAUCGCGCUGCUGAGAUUCUCCGGCGUGGUGUCGCGUAAGAACGAAAGCAUUCGCCGAUUGAGCGCACAGAACGCUCUCAGCGCGCUCGCCUACGGCUGCCUAUUCGCGUACACGAUUUUGUAUAUUUACGAAUUCGCGUUGUACACAGCUUACUUAGACACCUGGAUGGAGUCGUUUGCGAUGAUACUGUCGAUGGUAGGCGGACAGGCGCGAUUCACAUUCGUUCUUUUUUUCCGAGACAGAUUUCAGCGAUUGCUGAUGAUAUGCGAGGAACUUUGGGCGGCGUUGAGCGCGGCCGAGAAAAAGUACGUGUGCGAUUACGUGAAAGCGACGAAACGUCUGACUUAUUACUAUCUGUUCGGAUGUGUUUUCACAAUCUUCUUCUACGCCGUCGCUAGUCUUUUCAUGGGCCAGCGUGACGAUUCGUCGAACGCGACGGCGAGAUCCUUACCGUACGCGUGUCCCGUCGAGAUCUCACGGUCGCCUUAUUAUGAGAUAAUGUACGCUAUGCAAUUGUGCAGUAUGAUAAACGUCGCGCUCACCUGUAUCGCCGCGGACACGAUCGGACCGGUGCUGAUCCUAACCGUUUGCGGCCAUUUCAAAGUCCUGAAUACGCGAAUUUUGAGCCUGAGCGAUCGCGCGUAUUCGAAAGAGUCGCGUUCCUCCGCGGAGUCUCUCGAAAUAACGUUCGAGGAAAAUAAUAAGCGAAACGAUGUGAAGUACGAUCUCGCAAUCUACAUACACUAUCAUCAAAUGGUGCUCCAGUACGUACACACAGAAAAAUAUCAUUCUAUUGCUAAGAAAAGUAAUUACUCGGCUUACUUUUCUUUUUUUAAGUAACA
This is a messenger RNA of Linepithema humile (Argentine ant), 1469 nucleotides long. NCBI's taxonomy places the organism in Eukaryota, Metazoa, Arthropoda, Insecta, Hymenoptera, Formicidae. The record is from RefSeq and is a predicted model, not a curated record.